CAUACAAGUGGUUUAACCUAAUUUAGGGUCAGCCGUCACACUUCAUCUCCUGACUAUCUCCACUGGUUUUCAAAUCUUAUUAACAAAACCAAAUCGUUGCUGCAAGAUCUGUUACAAUUUUGUUCUCCUUCUGAUAUCGGUAUGCUAUGAAGGUCUGUAUGCAUGGGAGGCUUUUCUGUUUUAAGAUCCCUUGGCGAUUAUUUUUCUCUCAUUGUUGGAAUUGGGGGUCUCGGAAAUUUUAGAUUUGAAUUCUAUCAUGCGUUUCAUGUCUCUAACUUAUUUGAAGAAUUGGGUACAAGAAACAGGAAAGGAGAAUGGUUACGUAAUUGUUACCCGCCGAUCGAAAAAUAUUGGCGGUACUACUGGGAUGGUAUGGCUUGUGUGCGACCGUAGUGGUGAGCACCGUAGUAAAGCAACAGUUAGGAAAGCUGGUAGCAAAAAAAUCGGUUGCUCAUUUUCAUUACUCGCCAUCCGGGACGUGACGAAUGACACGUGGGAGUUAAAAGUGGACAACGCGAACCAUAACCACGAACCUACGACGAGUCUGUUGGGCCACGCUUUUGUGCGAAGAUUUACUAAAGUCGAAUACAAGCUAGUGGAGCAGCUAACUGCUCAAAACAGGGAGCCACGUAUCAUAUUUCAAACCCUAAGAAAGCCAUUCCCCGACAGCCUGCAUGUUGAGAAAGACGUGCAAAAUGCGGUACAUAAAAUUAGAGCGACACUGAUGGACGGAAAGACUCCUAUGCAGGCACUGGAAAAGCGUGCUGCAUGACAACCGAUUCAUUUACGACACCCGACAGGAACCCAAAACAGAUGUCGUAACAGAGAUUUUCUUUGUUCAUCCUUAUUCAAUCACUAUGUGGCGUGCAUUCCCGCACGUGAUGUUGAUCAACGUGACCUACAAAACAAACAUCUACAACAUGCCAUUUGUCCAGGUUGUGGGUUUGACGUCGACCAACAAGUCUUUUUGUAUCGCACAUGCCGUUAUUUGCAAAGAACGAAGGGAUAACUACAUCUGGGUGCUUGAGCGGAUCAAGUCAAUGUUGCAUGAAUGUAUGAUGCCGCGUGUGAUAGUCACGGAUAGAGAGUUUGCCCUAAUUAACGCGUGUGCUAAAGUAUUCCUGAACGCAUCUAGGCUUCUAUGCCAGUUUCACAUCGAACAAAAUAUAUGUAGACAUUGCAAGCAAGGGUUCAAUAAAGAAGAUUGGGGGAAAUUUAUGUCGUACUGGCGGAGAGUGUGCGAAUCUGCUUCAGAGCCCAUGUACAAGUACAACUUGGAGAAACUGUAUAACCGACUCGUGGUUGCCAAGCGAGAAACUCUGUUCUUCCCCAAAUAAAAAACACACACAUAUACAGAGACAUACGAAGGAGACUACGUAUAGGCGACCGUAUACGACACGAAUUCGAAGUAUAAACCAGGACGAGAAAGAUGGAGGAUGAAAUGGAUAUAGAACAAAUUAAUCCGGCGCAGCCGCAGCCACAUGAGCGUCAACCGGCGGAUCCUCUCGAGAAUCACCCGUAUUUGGAGUUUCCUCUGGAAUCCGACGCUGCUCUCCGUUGCGAGAAGCGUCGGAAGAUGCAUGUCGGUGCCAAUUUUGCGGUUUCUUGGAAAACCCUCCGGCAGCUCGCGGUUGAAGAUUAGGUGCGGGAGUUUGUUCCCCUUGAUUCACCGUGGGAUCGACUGUUCGAGCUAUCAUUUACUCUUAGCUACAGGGAGAUACUGAUCGAGUUUCUGUCGUCGUUCGAGUUUCAUCCUCGUCUGCCAGAUCAUGCUGUGGACCCCGCGCAGCCCCCUCCCCCGCCUGAGAUUUCUUUUUGCAUGGCUGGCCAGGCGCGUUCUAUGUCGCUUGCAGAGUUUGCGGUGCAUAGCGGUUUGUAUACGGAGGCUGAGAUCGCUACGGAUCUAUAUACGACGGGGUUGGUAAUGGUUGAUAAACCCACGCUUUUAGGGUUUUGGGCUCAGAUCGCGGACAUCCGUCAUUGGGACCACCGACAAUCCAAGGGGAGGGUUACGCUGAUUAAGAAUCCGCUCUUCAGGUAUUUGCACAAAAUGAUUUCCACUUCGAUUACUGCUCGAAACAAAAGCCGGGAGUGGUGUACCAGUGGUGACUUGUUUUUCUUAUAUUGCCUCUUAUACAAGAGGUCGUGCGCUCUCGCCUACGGGUUGGCGCAGUACUUCGCCUCCGCGCAUCAUCGACAUGAGCGCGGACUGUUAUACGGCGGCGCCUACGUGACUAGGAUAGCCCUUUCGUUGGGCUAUCAUCCGGAGAGUGACCGCGACCGUGUAGGCCCGGCGAAACAGCCGAAGCGGUUGGGGAUGAACACAUUAUCCGGAAUGCACGUUACCAAAGAUUUACCAUGCGGGAAGCGGUUAAAGAAUCAGGACGGCGAGCAAUACCAGCUUACACAGCUGCCGGCACAGUUCGCUCCGGUAUUUCCCCUGCGCGAUCCGGAGGUGCCGGAGCCGCAUGAGCCGGCCGUUGUCAUUCCGGAGCCACCACACCCGCGUGGACCACUCGGGGCGCCUCAGUUCCCAUGCCAUGUUUGGCCCGGUCCUGACCCAUCACAUCAGGGGCUACUUCGGUAUGUUGAAAGGAACAACUAUCUGUUGGAUUGGGUAUCUGUUGGAUUGGGUGGCUGCAUGAGCGCCGACAGCAUGACGGGUUACCUCCACGACCCUUCAUUACGGAUGCGGAAUGGGAUCAGCAUCAGCAGCAGGAGCAGCAGCCAUAGUAUUUUAUCAUCUUAUCAUUUUGCUGUAUAUAUCAAACUUUUGGUGUACAUAUAAAACUUUUGAUGUAAACGGUUUAACAUAUUCAAACAGUACCCAGGUAUUUCCACUUAUUUAAGCUAUAAUAUUUUAAAGUUA
Helianthus annuus (common sunflower) is the source of this 2869-nucleotide messenger RNA. RefSeq lists its product as uncharacterized. The record is from RefSeq and is a predicted model, not a curated record. The transcript has 6 exons. Lineage: Eukaryota; Viridiplantae; Streptophyta; Magnoliopsida; Asterales; Asteraceae. The coding region runs from base 1820 to 2788 and encodes 322 amino acids.